Haliotis rubra (blacklip abalone) is the source of this 4844-nucleotide messenger RNA. RefSeq names its product atrial natriuretic peptide receptor 1-like. NCBI's taxonomy places the organism in Eukaryota, Metazoa, Mollusca, Gastropoda, Lepetellida, Haliotidae. Gene Ontology annotation, molecular function: protein kinase activity; ATP binding; guanylate cyclase activity. The transcript has 22 exons. Bases 1656 to 4844 code for a protein of 1062 amino acids. Gene Ontology annotation, cellular component: membrane. Gene Ontology annotation, biological process: intracellular signal transduction; protein phosphorylation; cGMP biosynthetic process. The record is from RefSeq and is a predicted model, not a curated record.
AGCGCUUCCGACACGGGAACGUUCUCUGGUGGCACAGCGAGUAGGGGAUCCGAGAGUAGCAGCGCUCCUCACAGUGUACUUCGGACUCGCAGUCAGUACUCUAAUUGAUUGGCAAUACAUGGGAUUCUGGGCAAUCUUGGUGCCUAACGGAGUUCGGGCAUGGUAACAUUGUUUUCCAUGGCCCUUUUGCUCGCUAAUUGGCCGUACUGUCCAAUUUAGAAACAUUGUGUCCGGUUGGAAGGUAAUGCUUGUGGAGUUAACGGGAUCAGAUAUGAAGAAAAACGUCUUUUGAUUGGAACUUUGAUGUGUUUUGUGCUUGAAUUCAUAAUUGGAGAGUUAUCAGGAUAUUUUUCAUUCGGGAGUAACUGGAUAUAGACUGAAUUGCAAAACUCGCAAUACAUCAAAGAAGUAGCUAUGAAAACUAAAGGAAUCAUUAUUUCUUUAAGAACUUGUGAGAAAAUUGAGAGGCGAUUGUAGUUUGGUAUUAUUUCGUUUCAAAUGUCACAAACAAGCUGAAAGUAUAGCAAGACUGAUAUAUUAGUUUUUUUCAUUACCUUGCGAGUGUGAUAAAAUACCUAAACAAAUGAAUUAAUAUAAUUGAAAAAAAUUCAAUUCCAGUUAUUCACAAUCUUAAAGUAAACUGUUAAUGAAAGUAAUUUAACAUUUUAUAAUAAUGAAAUUUAAAAGUCACCUUAAAUUUCUCAGGUAAAAUGACGACCAAACCGUACGAAUUGGAACGUAUAUUCCAUUAAUACAACUGAAACGGCACAAAAGCAUAUUCUCCAGAGAGAAGACAGGCUUCAUAUAUUUUUUACUCGUGGUAACAAAACGUGAUUUGUGUGUGAAUUCCCUGGGAAAUAUUGUUUUUAUGUGUGGUCAGAUAGUGGAUCUAUACAAACAAACGUGGAGGCACUACACGAACCAGUCACUCUCUUCAAACAUUACUCCCUUCUCGAAAACUAAACAGUGGUUGUAACAGAGCUCAGUCUCUCCCCGGAGAAGCUGCAGUGUAUGUGCGUGACUAAAUAGUGUUGAGAGUACUGAUCCAGUGUGACCACUUACCUACACAGGUGAGUUGCCGACUGGUUGUGAUUCGGCUUCAACAAGCUUUAAACGAACAGAGGAUUAAAUCAGAGAGACUGCGACGAUUGUCAACAGCAGAUGUGGAAGCAUCUUCACAAUGAGAGGAAGAGGUCCCGUUCUCCUGGAUGAACGAAGGGUAAUCACCCGUUAUUGGAGUUUGCUCUACCUGGCCCUUGAGGGAAUUGCUUGUAUGUCAACAUUCCGGGGAAUGAGCACAACGUGUGUUACCUGUGAUAAUGCUAUAAGUAGACAUUGACACGGUGUGAGAAGUACAUACAGCGGGGGAUAUGUAUUAAUCGAUAUAUAUCGAUAAAUUAUUGAGACAACAGGUUGCUUGUCCGUUUUUUAAUUAUUUUUACGGUUGAAGGCUGACACAAUAUUGCUAUGGAAUUCAUUGACUCGAUAUUCGAUGUGAUGGGAUGCUGGUACAAUGGGGUGAUGUGACGAGGUUUACAAGUGGUAAAAAGGAAAGUGUUCAUGUGUAUGCUUAAUGGUGACGAAGUCCGCCAUCAAGAAGAGUUUUGUAGAGGAUGAAAAACCGAUGACCCACCUGUGACACUGAGAGGGUUGUGAUGGUGCUGAAUGCAACAGUCAUGGCGAUGUUGGUACUGCUGUUUCUGGUUGGGGCUUCAAGUUCGGAUCCUCUUCCAAUCAAUGUUGCUGUCAUUAUCCCCCAGAAAGGCGACAGGCCCUUUUCACGCCACAAAGUAUCCCCGGUUCUAGAACUAGCGAAAAUCACCUUACAAAACAACGACGUUCUUGCCGACGUGAACAUUUCCAUGUACUACGGGGACUCAAAAUGUACGGCCAAGGACGCCCCUAUAGAGGCUUUCAACUUCUAUAUGAAGUCUCAGGUGAAUGUGUUCCUGGGACCGGUCUGUGACUACAGUCUGGCCCCAGUGGCUCGAUAUGCUCCCUUCUGGAAUCUACCCGUCAUCACCCCUGGGGGGUUCGCACAUGAUUUCGGGGUGGAGAAAAGGGCGGAGUACCCGACCCUCACCCGGACAGGAGUCACCUUCAACUCCCUGGCACUGUCCACUCUUUCUAUGAUCGCUGGAUACCAAUGGAAGCGGAUUAAAGUGAUUUACGAAACAAACGGCCAUUCGGACACUGCUCCGAAAUUCUGUUUUUUGGCUGCUUCGGCGUUUGUGUUUUACAGCAAAGCUAGACGAUUGGAUAACGAUUUCCACAUAUACCACCCCAAACUCCACAACAUCGAGUCUCUGUUGAAGGAUGAGAUCGGCAACGUGUUUUCAGUUAUCGUGCUGUGUGCAUCACCUGAUUCGGUCAGAAACAUCAUGAUAAAAGCCCAUGAGCUUAACUUCGACAACGGCGAAUAUGUCUUCUUCAACAUCGAUCUCUUCUCAAGCAAGAACCAGAGUUCCCGCCCCUGGUAUCGUGAAGACGACACGGAGGAGCGGAACGUCAAGGCGAAGAAGGCGUUUGAAGCCGUCAUGACGGUGACUCUCAGGAAACCAGACAGCCCUGAGUAUCACAACUUUUCCGAGGAGGUGAAAAGAAGAGCUAGCCUAAUGUACAAGAAUUUCACUUAUGGGGAGGAAGAGGUGAACAGUUUUGUGGGUGCGUUUCACGACGCGGUGAUAUUGUAUGCGCUAGCCCUCAACGAAACACUGGAAGCUAAUGGUUCCAUAUCUGACGGUGUGGCCAUCACUCGACGCAUGUGGAACAGGACAUUUGAAGGUAUCACCGGCACUGUCAGCAUCGACGACAACGGCGACAGGAACGCCGACUACUCCCUGCUCGACCUCAACCCCAAAACUGACCGCUUUGAGGUUGUAGCCAACUAUUAUGGAAGCAAAAAGCGGUACGAACCAGUUCCGGGUCGUUCCAUUCACUGGGCAGGGGGGAGACUCACGCCUCCACCGGACACCCCUGAGUGUGGCUUUGACGGGUCGAAAUGUCCCCCUGAAGAACCAUUCCCGGAGUAUGGUAUCGUCAUCAUCGUGCUUGGCUCCAUUCUCCUCAUCGUCCUGGUCGCUGUGUUCUUCAUCUACAGGCACAUCCGGUUGGAAGCGGAACUUGCUGAAAUGAACUGGAGAGUGAGGUGGGAGGAUAUCUUGUUUGGCUCUCCCGAGAAGAACAGGAAGCUGGAGCGCCAAGGAAGUCGUUUGAGCAUAAACAGAAAAUAUUCCUACGCCAGUUCCUGCUCCGUUGAUACGAUCGCCGUACACUUGAGUGACGUGGGCUGUAGACAGCUCUUCACCAAGACUGGAUAUUACAAGGGAGCGAUCAUCGCCGUGAAGAUGGUGGAAAGAACGAGUAUCGGUAUCAGCAAGCCUCUACUACUGGAGAUUAAGAGGAUCAAGGACUUGCAGAAUGAUCAUAUUGUCAGAUUUGUUGGAAUCUGCAUUGACGUGCCGAACCAGUGCAUAUUGUCCGAGUACUGUCCGAAGGGGAGUCUGCAGGACGUCCUCGAGAAUGACGAGAUCAAGCUGGACUGGAUGUUCCGGUAUUCUAUUAUGCAGGACAUCGUUAGGGGCCUGGCCUACCUCCACAGUAGCGAGGUCAAGAGCCAUGGCAACUUAAAGAGCACCAACUGCGUGGUGGACAGCAGGUUCGUGGUCAAGGUCACCGACUUCGGCCUUCACUAUUUCCGUCAUGUCGAGGUGGCCGAGGAGGACAAUAAAUACCAGUUUUAUAACAGUAAGCUAUGGACGGCGCCCGAGCUACUGCGCAUGAUGUGCCGACCACCGGAAGGAAGUCAGAAGGCGGACAUAUACAGCUUCGCCAUCAUUUGUCAGGAGAUCGUGUAUAGAAGUGGGGUGUUUCAUCUGCGGGGCUUAGACCUCUCACCUCAAGAGAUUCAUGAUAAGGUUAAGAAGGGUAGUCGCCCCUUGUUCCGGCCGACACUGGAGGAUUAUGACUGUCCCUGUGACGAACUUGCUGACGUCAUCAGACGUUGUUGGUCAGAUGACCCUGCUGAGAGGCCUGAUGUCACAGCGCUGAAGUCGAUCAUCAGGAAGCUGAAUAGGGAUGGAGACAAGGGCAACAUCCUUGACAACCUGCUGUCCCGGAUGGAGCAGUACGCCAACAACCUGGAGGCCCUGGUGGAGGAGAGGACAGCCGACUACCUCGAGCAGAAGAAGAAGGCGGAGGACCUGCUGUACAUGAUGCUGCCCAAGUCAGUCGCGGGUCAGCUGAUCAGGGGCGAGGUGGUCAAGGCGGAAAACUACGAUGAAGUGACCAUCUACUUCAGCGACAUCUGUGGCUUCACGGCGUUGUCGUCGGAGAGCACGCCGAUGCAGGUGAUAGAUUUGCUGAAUGACCUCUAUACAACGUUUGACUCGAUCAUCGAACAUUUCGAUGUUUAUAAGGUUGAGACGAUAGGCGACGCCUACAUGGUGGUGUCAGGAUUACCUGGACGAAACGGGAAACUGCACGCGCGGGAAAUAGCCCGGAUGUCGCUGUCUUUACUUAACGCUGUCCUGUCUUUCAAAAUCCGCCAUCGGCCGCAACAGCAGCUGAAACUACGGAUCGGAAUCCAUUCAGGGUCUGUGUGCGCGGGAGUUGUUGGGCACAAGAUGCCGAGGUACUGCUUGUUUGGCGACACCGUCAACACAGCGUCGAGGAUGGAGUCGAAUGGCCUGCCCCUACGGAUCCACGUCAGUCCUCAGACGAAAGAAGUGCUUGAUCGGUUCCAGACAUUUGACCUUGAACUUCGUGGUGCUGUUGAAAUGAAGGGCAAGGGGAGCGUGACAACGUACUGGUUGCUUGGGGAGCGGGAAGUGACGACAACCUGA